AUCUAAUCCUGAGUUUCUGUCAAAGCUCAGAGUUUCCUGUCUGCGCUGAGCUUUAGGCCACUAAUAAAGUUUGACUCCUCCUUGCUCCAAAGGUCCUCCUGCUUGCAAACAGGAGAACAAAGUCAGACGAGACGGAGCAAGGGAUGGGAGCACAGGAGAGGGCGGAGGAAGCCGGAGCUCCUUCAGUGGAGAAGAAGCUACAGAAAACCAGCAAAGAGGUUUAUUUCUGCAUCCUGCCAGAUAAAUAUGAACCUCUGAUCGAAGACGACGAGGAGACAGAAGAGACUGCAGAGGAGAGGAGGAGGAGGAAGGAGGAGAAGAAGAGGAAAAGAAAGAAAACAUACAAGAAGUACAGGAAGAUUGAUCAGCUCGAAGAGUCAAACAACACCACGAACCGGUGUUCUGGGAGUGAAAUUGCAGAGAACUGCAGACACCACACACACACACACACACAACGUGGGGAAAGCGCUGCGCUUCAGCUGGCGCUGCCUGGUAGCUGGUCUACACAGCGUGGCGUCCGUGUACUCAACACCUCUCUCAGCUGUGGCCACGGUGGCGACAGAUGUUCAACGAACCAGUGGCUGCAAGGCAUGAUGGGACUUGGAGGGAAGAGGAGUGGAGGCCUUUAUUCCACGUGCUCAGACUGACUUUGUAUUCAUCACCUCUGUUUUUUAUAUUGUUUUAUUUUGAGUUUUAUUUCUGAAAUGGCAUAUUUACUUGAUGUAUGACACUGAUCCCUGGCACCUUGAUCGCCUCCUCUGUUGUUGAACGGUGUAUUAAAUUAAACAGUCGUCUUUCCUGUUUGGGGUCAAACUGAACCCUGAAAUUUAACACAAGAUUUAUGACCGAUCACAAAGAAUAAACACGUCACACACAUUCAUUCAGUAUAUCACACAGACUGGAACAUCAGCACAUGUGCAAUCAAACAUGUAUACUGGUGAUAUAAAGAGAGACAGCAAUGGGCAUGCGCCAACCGCAUGCUUCAUUUAUUGUAUGUGACACAGCGCCACCCGUGGUGAGUCACAGCACUGCACUGCCUCACCUGAUGCUCUCUGGGUUACAGCUGGCUGUUUGUGCAACUCUCAACCACAACUAAGAGGACGGAGGCUCCACCUUGUGGCGUACCUUCACAACUGCACCUUAAAAGCUCAUUACUGACAGGUGUGUGUGUGUGUGUGUGUGUGUGUGUGUGUGUGUGUGUGUGUGUGUGUGUGUGUGUGUGUGUGUGUGAGGGAAUCCUGCAAAAAGACAAACUCAUGCAGUCACCCAACUCUACAGCAGCAAAGAUGUUCUAAUAAAAAGAGAACACACUCGUC
Molecule: messenger RNA, 1316 nt
Organism: Archocentrus centrarchus (flier cichlid)
Lineage: Eukaryota; Metazoa; Chordata; Actinopteri; Cichliformes; Cichlidae
Exons: 3
Coding region: 144-647 (167 amino acids)
Source: RefSeq, a predicted model, not a curated record